CUUUUUUCACUCUCGCACGGUUCUGAAACCAUCCCCAACACCACGACCACAUCUGUAAUAACCCUCAAAUCAUCACUGCCUUUUCUUUUUUAUUUAAACCUCGUACAUCAAUCAGAUUAUUUCAUCAAAACUGAGGUAAGCAGUGACAUCGCUCUCCCGUUAAUCCCGUGAUCUACAACGUUGAAACCUUUCUUCUCCUUUUGAUUAGUCUCUAUUACCAAACCUCAACCCUCUGUUUCUGUCCUUCUUAGUUUUUUUUUUGUAAAAAAGUCCUCCUAUGUGUUCUUAGAUAAAUGGAUCCAAACUUCUCUCUCAACGGCUUCGAGUAUUUGGACGAGAGUCUCUUCCUCGAUUCAUCUUCUUCAUCACUUGAUUUCGACCAAAACCCUAGCUUCCUCUCUCAUCCUCAAACUCACCAACCCGAUGAAACCGAUUCCUCCAACACACUGCUUCGUUACGUGACUCAGAUCCUCAUGGAAGAGAGCGUUGGAGACAAGCAAUCCAUGUUCUACGACUCCUUAGCCUUGAGAAAAACAGAGGAGAUGUUGCAGCAAGUGAUCUCAGAUUCAAAAGCUCACUCCUCUAACUCUGUGGUUACUACUACUAGUGAUGCAAGUAGUAGCUUACCUGUGAAUGAGAUUAUUGUCAAGAGUAUGUUUAGUGAUGACGCUGAAUCUGAUUUACAGUUUAGGAGAGGGCUUGAGGAAGCUAGAAAGUUUCUUCCCAACAGCGACCAAUGGGUUUUCAAUCUAGUUAAAGAAGAGGUUGUGGGAUCAGAUCUCUCGAGAGUUAAGAAGAGUCAUCACGAAAGAGAGGUUCUUGAUCUUGAUGAAGUUAGGAGUAGUAAGCAGUCUGCAACGAGUGUUGAAGACGUGGAGGUUACGGAUAUGUUUGAUAAGGUUCUGCUUCUUGAUGGUGAAUGCGAUCCACAAACAUUGUCAGAGAACAACAUGAGUAGUAAUAACAACAACAAGAAGAAUAAGAACAAGACCAAGAAGAAGAAGAAGAGUCAGGUUAUUGAUUUUCGUACACUACUCACUCACUGCGCACAAGCUAUCUCCACAGGAGACAAAACCACAGCUCUUGAGUUGCUGUUACAGAUAAGGCAAGACUCGUCUCCUCUCGGCGACGCCUCUCAGAGACUAGCUCACUGUUUCGCCAACGCACUCGAGGCGCGUCUACAAGGCACCACUGGUCCUGUGAUCCAGACUUACUACAACGCUAUAACUUCCUUGAAAGAGACAGCUUCAGAUAUACUAAAAGCUUAUAGAGUCUACCUCUCUUCGUCUCCCUUUGUCACUUUAAUGUACUUCUUCUCCUUCAGGAUGAUUCUUGACGCUGCUAAAGACGCUAAGGUGCUUCACAUAGUCGACUUCGGGAUCCUCUACGGGUUCCAAUGGCCUAUGUUUAUACAGUACAUGUCGGGGCGUAAAGACGUUCCUAGGAAGCUACGGAUUACUGGUAUAGAGCUGCCUCAACGAGGGUUACGUCCUGCUGAACGUAUAGAGGAGACAGGGAGGAGACUGGCUGAGUAUUGUAAAAGGUUUAACGUACCGUUUGAGUAUAAAGCCAUUGCGUCUCAGCACUGGGAGACCAUACGGUUAGAUGAGUUUGAUAUCAGACCGGGUGAGGUUUUAGCGGUUAACGCUGGUUUAAGGCUCAAGACUCUUCAAGAUGAGACAGGUGGUGAAGAGACGUGUCCGAGAGAUGAAGUUCUGAAGCUGAUAAGGAGGAUGAACCCUGAUGUCUUUGUCCACGCCAUUGUUAACGGUUCAUUCAACGCACCGUUCUUUAUAUCCCGGUUUAAAGAAGCGGUUUAUCACUACUCUGCUCUGUUUGAUAUGUUUGAUUCGACGUUGCCUAGGGAUAACCAGGAGAGGAUUAGGUUUGAGAGGGAGUUUUAUGGGAGAGAGGCGAUGAAUGUGAUAGCGUGCGAGGAAGGGGAUAGGGUGGAGAGGCCGGAGACGUAUAGGCAGUGGCAAGUGAGGAUGGUUAGGGCAGGGUUUAAGCAGAAACCGGUUAAGGCUGAGAUGGUUGAGUUGUUUAGGGAGAAGCUGAAGAAGUGGAGGUAUCAUAAGGACUUUGUGGUUGAUGAGAAUAGUAAAUGGUUGUUGCAAGGGUGGAAAGGUCGGACUCUUUAUGCUUCUUCUUGUUGGGUUCCUGCUUAGUGCUUUUUUUUGUUACACAAAGAUCAUGUAAUCUUAGGAAUAUAUAUAUAUACACA
Messenger RNA from Eruca vesicaria subsp. sativa (arugula), 2224 nucleotides. The record is from the annotation of a GenBank genome assembly. NCBI's taxonomy places the organism in Eukaryota, Viridiplantae, Streptophyta, Magnoliopsida, Brassicales, Brassicaceae.